AAUUCUCUCUCUCUCUCGCUCUCUCAUAGCAUAAAGCGCGCUCCCGUCGGCAGCUGAAGCGCGUUCCCGCAGGCGGUCAGCGCGCGCCGCAGUCCCGUGCUGCGACUGAACGGUGCGUAACCAUGACAACAGCGACAGCAGCAGCGGCGGCGGCGGCGGCAGUAGCGCGGUGAAGCCGCGCAUUUAUUCCUCCGAUACACGGAAAUCUGAGCACACAUUCACGCGCGCGCACACAGAUACACAGGAGCGCAAUACACACUCCAUGUUAAUGCCCUAGGAGUGGACAGAACCGGGAGAGAACCGGGACAAAGCGGGGAAGGUGUGGACCGGAGCGGGGUCUCGCGGCACAGGUGAUGGAAUAGGUGAUGUCUGAAGUACAGGGCACUGUGGAGUUUUCUGUGGAGCUGCACAAAUUUCACAAUGUGGAUCUCUUCCAGAGAGGGUUCUAUCAGGUGAGGGCGGGGCUGAGAGUGUCGCCACAUAUUCCACACAGGUUUAUAACCACAACACCUGGUCACACAGGUGAGUGCAGUUUCACAAAGCCCGGAGUCCACGAUGGGGUUGUGUUCAGUCGAAUAUUUCAGAUCCUUUACAGGAACGAGGAGGUUUCGCUGGAGGACCGUGCCAUCUUUCGAGUCCACCUGCUACUGGAUGGGGAGAGGGUGGAGGAAGCACUAAAUGAAGUGGACUUCCACCUGCGACUUGACCUGCACUUCACUGAUGUGGAGCAACAGUUGGCUGAUAUCUCCUCAGUGCCUGUGAUCAGCAGUAGGACUCUGGGUCUCCAUUUCCACCCCUGCAGCGGCCUGCACCACCACCUUCCCGUCAUGUUCGACUACUUCCACCUGUCUGUCAUCUCCGUCACUGUCCACGCCUCUUUAGUGGCUCUACACCAACCACUGAUCAGUUUUGCACGCAGCAGUAAAGGGGCGUGGCUGGGAAAGGGCUCUCCAGAGAGUGAGGCUCCGCCUGCUAUGAUGUCAGUAGAGAACCUGAUGUUUGGGGCGGGAUACUGUAGACCCAUACUCACUGAGGGCAGUUUUUACGUGGCAUCAGAGAACUGCUUGCAGAGAGCUCAUACGUGGCACAGGACUCUCUGCCGCCUCCUGCUGGCUGCUUAUGAAGGCCUGAGCUUCUUCUAUACAGUGCUGAUGAAGGACAAUCCUCAAAUGCAGUGUUGUGAGAUAGAGGAGCUGCUGUUUGAGGAAUCACUGAACAAACUCACCAUCGAGUUACAGUUACUGAGUGGUCAUGAGAAAGUUGCCGAGCAGAUCUCUCGUGAUCUGUCUCAGCUGUGCGCCAGGCUUGCAUCUCUUUGGGCUCAGUUUGUGGAGGCAGCUGUUCCAAAUCCCCAGGUCCGCAGCUACCUCGCCCAGGAGCAUCAUAAGCUCAGGGUCAGGAGAUUCUCUGAGGGCUACUUCUUCACUGAACAUCCCAAAGAGUCUUCACUCACCUUUCAAGAGGAUCUCAUCAGUAGGCAUGCUCAGAUGGCUGUGGACUUGAGGAGUUCGGAGUAUCUCAGUCUUAUGCCCCCUCUCCCAAUUGAGUGCCUCGACAUUGAUGGUGACUGGAACAGUCUGCCAAUUAUCUUUGAGGACAGAUAUGUGGCUGCACCCUGUUUAGAUUAUAAUCCACAUGUGCCAAACCAUAUAGACUCAAACACUCAGAAAUCUACUAAUUCAGAUGAUACAGGGAAGUAUUCUAUCUCCCCAUUAGAGAGGAGAUCUCAAUCACCAGCAAUAAGCCCUAAGGAUUCUGCCUCUAAAGAAUUCAUGGACCUACCCACCUACAUGGCUCUAAUUGGAAGAGAGAAGGACUUUGUCAUUGACAGAGAGGAGACUAUGGAUGAAUUGGAAAGUCCAGUCGGCUCUUUAGAUGAGAAUACAUGUAUAGAUACAACUGAAACUGAGUUUGGAUCCAAAGUUGAAACAAUUGCUGACCGUCAUCAGGAGAGUGAGAUAAGAGAAUUGGAUAGAGCUAACACGUUAGAAGAAGAGACACAAUAUAUUGACAGAACUGGUUUGAAACAGAUAAAGGCCAGACCCAAUGACUCUGAACAAUACAAGGGGGAUGCAGUGCUGCUCAUUCAAUCAAAAAACAUGAAAUGUACUGAUCUCACUGUCCCAGAUAUUUCUUCUGAAAAUCAACAAUACAGUGAUUCAGAGAUCCAAGCAAUCUCUGAGAAACAUAGCAGCAAGGAAGAAGAGACAGUUUUGAAGGAUGCUUGCCCAGAAUCACCAGCAUUGGCCCAAGCAAAGAACACUGGAAGUGUUGAUACAUUGUUGACUAAUUCUUCUAUAACGGACGGACCAAUGACACCUCCACACAACGCCAACAUUCUGCCGAUGGACCACCCCUUGUCUGUGACGCCUCCAAGAGCUGGGUUUCUGGGCAAGUUGAAGAUAAUGAAGCGUUCUUCCUCUGUGAUUUCUGACUCUGGUAUCGAAAGUGAACCCAGCUCCGUGGCCUGGCCCUUGGAUGUCCGUGCUGGGGUUGCUGGAAGUCGUGACCCCUUGCACCAUUGUCGCCGACGAGUGCAUCGGAACUCUCUGGAAGGCCUUCAGACUGAGAGCCACGGAAGCCUGCCCAGUGCUACACAAGCCUCGCUAAGCUCCAUUAGCUCCCUGCCUUAUGAAGAUGAGGAUGAAGAACGACAAAGGCAACUGAAUACACUCACCAAAUCUGCUUCGGCUCCACAGAUCAACAGCCCUGACAACAAUAAUGACAAUGUUAUCCAGGACCCAACCAAUCAAGAGAAGGUUGUACUGGAAACUUCCAGUCAGACUAGAAAGAAAAUAGAAUGUGGCAGUGUAGUCGACAGACAGGAAAUAUCUAAUCAGGAGAUGUUUGAGGAGGUACUCUGCAAACAGAUGGGGACUUUUUUUCACAAGUUUGCAAAAGAAACACCUGAUGAAGCAAGUGAUUAUGAAGAUAUCAAAGAUUGUAGUGGUGUGUUGCAUGAUGGAGAUUCCAGUCUGCUUAAUGAAAACACUGAACUUUGUGACACUGAAUGUUGUGAACACAAGGGGUCAAACAUGGGUACUGAUAAUAAUCCUGAUAGUCACAGUUCUGAUGCCAUUAGUUUCCAUGACAUUCAACUAAGUGAGCUUGAGGAUGGUGAACUUGGGAAUAUCACAGACGAACCAAACCAUGAAAACCUGAUCAGCUAUAAUAUUGACAGUCAACCUAGCAGUAAUCCCAGUGACCUCAAGGAGCUGCCGGCCAAUGAAAGAGAGCAAACGGGGAAAGAGGGACAUGCAAGGACCAAUCAGGUGCCAAGUUCAGGCUUGGCAUUUAUGAAUAAGAAAGUGGUGGAGGUGGUGAAUCUGUCUGUUUCGUGUGCACCGACCUGCCUUCCGUUUUCUUCUGUCUUUCGUGACUCACCAUCUGUCACCGGCCUCUCCGUCCGACAGGCCAACUCCCCCAUUACCCAUCAGCCACUGGGCUCUUUUGGAAUCAUCUCAUCCUCUUCCUCCUCCCUGUGUACUGAACAGGAAAUCAGUCAGAGAAUGCUAAAUUUUUAUAAAGCUAAAGAGGCAUUUCUGGGGAAGUUAGCAUUCCGAGCGACUCUAUACAGUGAUGUUCCUCUCCUCGCAUCUGAUCACCCAUACUUCCCUCCAGAAGAGGAAGAAGAGGAGUUUGACGAUGGAAUCCACCUGGUAGUGUGUGUCCAUGGUUUAGAUGGUAACAGUGCAGACCUGCGUUUAGUGAAGACCUUCAUCGAACUCGGCCUCCCAGGGUCAAGGCUCGACUUCCUCAUGUCUGAACGCAACCAGACUGACACGUUUGCAGAUUUCGACACUAUGACGGAUCGGCUGCUGGACGAGAUAAUUCAGCAUAUUCAGCUCUACAACCUCACCGUGGGAAGAAUCAGUUUCAUCGGUCACUCUCUGGGUAACGUGAUCAUCCGCUCAGUGUUGACGAGGCCUCGGUUCCGCUGCUACCUCAGCAAACUGUACACCUUCCUGUCGCUGUCCGGCCCUCACCUCGGCACACUGUUCAACAGCAGCACACUGGUUAGCACAGGUUUGUGGCUGAUGCAGAAGCUGAAGAAGUCUGGAUCCCUGCUUCAGCUCACCUUCAAAGACCACUCAGACCCCCGGCAGACCUUCCUAUACACACUCAGCAAGAAACCUGGGCUGCAGUUCUUUAAGAAUGUGGUGUUGGUAGCAUCCCCUCAGGACCGGUACGUCCCCUUUCACUCCGCUCGCAUAGAGAUGUGCAGAAGUGCUCUGAAGGACAGGACCACGGGUCCUGUGUACAUGGAGAUGAUAAACAACCUCCUACAACCGCUGAUGGACACUCCACAGUGUCGUGUGAUCCGUCACAACGUGUUCCAUGCCUUACCCAACACGGCUAACACGCUGAUCGGCCGAGCCGCCCACAUCGCCGUGCUCGACUCGGAGCUGUUUCUUGAGAAAUUUCUGCUCGUCGCCGGCCUCGAGUACUUCAAAUAGCCAAUUAGACAGCAGGUUUCAGGGCUACGCUACAUUGACUGGCCAGUCAGCAAGUUCCCAGAGCCCUUUACUGUGUCCACCAGCCAAUCAGAAAGGUCCCUGGCUGCUUUUUUAAUAAGGAGACGCGUCCAUCCGUUUACAUCAGGGCUAUUCCUCUUUAAAUAGUCCAUCUGAUUGCAGCUUGGAGGCUAUCCGAUAUCCAAAGGUGACCUGGGCCAAAUCAAGCCAAAUUAGAUUAAGCUUAAUAUUUACCACUCAAUGGCUACUUUAAUAAAGAGUGGAUCGAACACUGUAAGUGACCAAUCAGAUUCGGAUGAAAACAGGGGUUGAGCCAAUUUAAGAAAUCAUAAUGGCCAAUCGGAGCAGAACCCUGGAUCGCAUCCAUUAACCUAUCAGAAUAUCCCCAGGUUAUGGCGCAUUGUAAACAGCCAAUCAGAUCACACCUCGGAAGCCAUCCACCACUCAAAUCCAACCCAGAUUGGGUCAGAAACAAAAAUAUAUCCAUGCAUUAGAGAGAAAAUAUGCAUUUCUUAAUUGGCCGACGAGGUCAUAUCUCGUAUCUCACUGG
Molecule: messenger RNA, 5025 nt
Organism: Ictalurus punctatus (channel catfish)
Lineage: Eukaryota; Metazoa; Chordata; Actinopteri; Siluriformes; Ictaluridae
Gene: fam135b
Product: family with sequence similarity 135 member B
Exons: 20
Coding region: 366-4457 (1363 amino acids)
Source: RefSeq, a predicted model, not a curated record